Morone saxatilis (striped sea-bass) is the source of this 1518-nucleotide messenger RNA. RefSeq names its product V-set and immunoglobulin domain containing 8b (gene vsig8b). Lineage: Eukaryota; Metazoa; Chordata; Actinopteri; Moronidae. The transcript is spliced from 8 exons. The coding region runs from base 100 to 1194 and encodes 364 amino acids. The record is from RefSeq and is a predicted model, not a curated record.
CUGGGAACAAAAUAAGCAGUUCUCAACAGUCCUGAAACUCCAGCCAGCCUCGCAGGACGUACUUUAACUUUGGAUCAUCUCUUCACUUUAAGGGUUAUAAUGGAGCCUGUGUUCACAAGCAUGGGGCUAAAGGUUGCUGUGCUGUUUCUGUUAACAAUUCAGCUGAAGACAGAUGUGACAGAGGCGAUGGAAGUGACAACCUCGGGGCCGCAGACCAUUCAGCAGGCCCAGGGGGACACAGUCAACCUGAGAUGCACCUACUCCCCCGGGCCCGAAGACACAGGAGAGCUGGACAUCGAGUGGUCCAACGUCAGCCCAGACAUGACACAGAAAGACAGACUGAUCUUAUCAUUCACAGGGGGACAGACGCACCAGUACGGCGACCCCAGCAUCUCCCAAAGGCUCAAGUUCACAGGGGACCCCAAGCUGGGAGACGCUUCCAUCGCGUUCUCUGAUGUGAAGGUCUCAGACACAUCCACCUACCAGUGUAAAGUCAAGAAGGCGCCGGGUGUUGACACACGAAAAGUCACUCUGGUUGUGAUGGUUCCCCCGUCUGUGCCAAAGUGUUGGGUUGAAGGCGGCGAGGAGAAAGGCGGACCCGUCUCCCUCCGCUGUAAGUCCUCUCGGGGAUCCAACCCUAUCAGUUACACGUGGGCGAGAGAGAGUGGAGGUACAAUGCCAUCCACUGCAACCCAAGACCUACAGACUGGGGAGCUUUUGAUAAAGAACCAUACAGACAGCAACGUUGGAAGUUAUGUGUGUGAGGCGAAAAACCCCGUCGGCAAGGCACAGUGUAAAUAUGCACUGCAUGCAUACAACCCUACCAACAAGGUGGGUGUCAUAGUCGGGGCGGUGAUUGGCGCCCUCCUGCUGCUGCUCCUCCUCCUGCUUCUCAUCUGGCUCCUGAUCUGCUGCUGCCACAAGCGCCGCUACGAGAAAGAGGUUGAAAAUGAAAUAAGGGAGGACGUUCAGGCCCCGGAGAGCAAACCCAACAGCAGGAACUCCAGUUUCCGCUCAGUGAUGGGGUACCGCACACACCCCGGCGUGCAAUACAGCUCCGUGAGGAACAACCAGCCCGUUCGCAGUGAAUCAGGCCGCAGCAGCGUCUUCAUCGGCGGGACUAACGGCACAUCGCUGCCCAGUAGCAGCCCUGCUCCCCUCAAAUACGACCAUCGAUACGGAUACCCCGUCUAACUGCAGCUGCCUGAUAGUUUUUAGUAUAAAAUGAAGCCUUCGAAAGAAAAUACUGUUUUUAAAGAAAAGCCUAUGUAAAGUAUGUACAUGAGAAAUGGUGCAAUACAAUAUAUUUAACUGGAGGAUACUGGGAGAGCUGGUAUACCACUACUGGGAACUCUUGGACAACUCUUGAACUUUUAUAAUGCACUAGGAAUAAGGCUCUCACAAUCCAACUCAUUAUUACACUGAUUUAGCUAAAACUGUAUGUGAAAUGUGUAUAUAUAUAUAUAUAUAUAUUAAAGAUGUAUUUUUAUUGGUGCUUUUUUUCCCCUAUGAUGUAUA